This is a messenger RNA of Heterostelium album PN500, 672 nucleotides long. RefSeq lists its product as uncharacterized. The record is from RefSeq and is a predicted model, not a curated record. The transcript is spliced from 2 exons. Lineage: Eukaryota; Evosea; Eumycetozoa; Acytosteliales; Acytosteliaceae. Gene Ontology annotation, cellular component: membrane. Bases 1 to 672 code for a protein of 223 amino acids. Gene Ontology annotation, molecular function: signaling receptor activity.
AUGUCUUCUAUAAAUCAAUUGGUCGAUGACGAUCUUAAGAAAGACAUAAACCAAGCUAUUUCACAUGUAAAGAUAUAUCUCAGACAACGUUUCAAUGAAGGACGUACACAGUUAAAUAAUCAAAUAAAACAACAUCAACAACUAAAAGAAAAAGAAUUUGAACAACAACAAUUAAAAGAUAAACAGUUAAAUUACGAUAGUAAUAGUGAUAAUGAUAAAAAUAAUAUUUCAGAAAAUAAUAAUAGCAAUAUAGAUAACAAAGAAAAUAAUAAUAAUAGUAAUAAUAUUACAACUGAUAGUUUCGAAAAUGUUCCAAAGAAAACCAAAUUUUGUUGUGAACAUGUAGAUAAUAUUCCAGAAAUGCGAACACUCUUUUUCACACUGACCGCAUUCUUUGGUAUCAUUCCAGCGAGUCAUGCACUCUAUUUAUUCGAAUGGGACGUUGGUAUUCUGUUUUUCUACCGAAUCAAUGUGAUGUUUGCUCUCUUUGGUAUCGGUUUGAUUUUCUACAUCGCAAGAAUUCCGGAGCGUUGGAUGCCAGGCAUCUUUGACAGUGUAUCUGGUUUUGGUAGUCACGCAAUUUGGCAUCUCUUUACUUUUUUGGCGCCACUCUACCACUAUCAUACAUGUAAAUUAACUUUUUCAGCUGCCAUUGGUCAAUGUGGUCUCUAA